Molecule: messenger RNA, 1127 nt
Organism: Acanthochromis polyacanthus (spiny chromis)
Lineage: Eukaryota; Metazoa; Chordata; Actinopteri; Pomacentridae
Product: glutathione S-transferase Mu 3-like
Exons: 8
Coding region: 202-864 (220 amino acids)
Biological process (GO): glutathione metabolic process
Molecular function (GO): glutathione transferase activity
Source: RefSeq, a predicted model, not a curated record
GACAAUGAAAACAUAAAAAACCGGUUCAGGGCACCGGGUUGUGGCCGCCCGGUUCUCCCCGCCCACCUGCUCCGCCUGACCCCCUUCAUAAGCCCCCGGAGACCCCGCUUCACUUCACCUCACCGCCUCUCGUCUCCCUCCGUCCAGCGGCUCUUGUCUUCUUUCUCCAGCCACAUUUGCUCCCAGAAAAUCGUUUUCAGAAUGCCGAUGGAGCUGGCUUACUGGGACAUCCGCGGGCUCGCCCAGCCCAUCCGCCUCCUGCUGGAGUACACCGGCACCGAGUACACGGACAAGCUUUACAGCUGCGGCGAAGCUCCAGAUUACGACAAGAGCUGCUGGUUCGAUAUUAAAGAAAAGCUUGGAAUGGACUUUCCCAAUCUGCCCUACCUUAUUGAUGGAGACAGGAAGAUCGUGCAGAGCAACGCCAUCAUGAGAUACAUCGCUCGCAAGCACAACAUGUGCGGAGAGAAAGAGGAUGAAAUAAUCAGAGUGGACCUCAUGGAGAACCAGUCCAUGGACUUCAGAAAUGACUUUGUGAUGCUUUGCUACGUGGGCUAUGAUACCCAAAAGGAGGCUUACCUUAAGAAACUGCCAGGUAAACUGCAGCAGUUCUCAUGUUUCUUGGGAUCCAGAAACUGGUUUGCAGGCGACAAGAUCAUGUUCGUGGACUUCAUCAUGUACGAGCUGCUGGAUCAGCACAGGAUGUUUGAUUCUAAAUGCCUGGAUGCCUUCGACAACCUCAAAAAGUUUCUGGACCGUUUUGAGGCUCUGGAAAAGAUUGCUGCCUACAUGAAGUCACCGAGAUUCAUGAAGAGUCCAGUCAACAACAAGAUGGCCAAAUGGGGAGGAAAAAAAUUGGAGUGAAGAACAGUUCAUUCAAACGUUUUUGGGGGGGAAGAACCAUUUUCACAAGUGCAACUAACUCAAUAACAAGUAAAUUCAGGAGGAGAGAAGUUGGUCUCUACUGUUUGUCUUUUUAUAACCUGUUCACUGUCUGGAUAGUUCAAAAUUAUGUUAAAAAUGUGCUGACAACAUGAGACUGCAAGUGAAAACUUUAAUUUCAGUGAAACACUAAUUACUUGUUAUAUUUGAGGUUUUUUCCAACAAUAAAUCUUGUACUAGCUGUU